Messenger RNA from Corylus avellana, 1158 nucleotides. Its product is annotated as class V chitinase CHIT5a-like. Gene Ontology annotation, molecular function: chitin binding; chitinase activity. Lineage: Eukaryota; Viridiplantae; Streptophyta; Magnoliopsida; Fagales; Betulaceae. Gene Ontology annotation, cellular component: extracellular region. Gene Ontology annotation, biological process: chitin catabolic process; carbohydrate metabolic process. The record is from RefSeq and is a predicted model, not a curated record.
AUGGGUGCCCAAAAAAACAUAUCACUUUCACUUAUAAUUCUUGUAAUAUUGUUUCACACAAAUGCCCUGAAAUGCAUUGCAUUUCCUCAUCCAUCUAGAGGGAUCAAAGCUGCCUAUUGGCCAUCAUUUGAUGCAUUUCCGGCAUCAGCCAUUGACACCUCAUACUUCACUCACAUUUACUAUGCAUUCCUUUUACCCGACCCGAACACCUAUAAACUUAAUGUCACCCCAUUUCACCAAACAAAAAUCCCCGGCUUCAUCGGUGCAAUCCGUGCCAAAAACCCACCCGUCAAAACCUUACUAUCCACUGGAGGAGGCGGUAAUGACCCGACUGUAUUCUCUAAGAUGGUCAGCAGCAGGGCAACCCGCCAGAUUUUCAUUGAUUCCACCAUUGAAGUAGCUCGAAAUUAUGGGUUUGACGGCGUUGAUCUUGACUGGGAAUUCCCGGCUACUGCCGAGGACAUGUCAAAUCUUGCCUUGCUGUACAAGCAAUGGCGAAAAGCUCUGCUCGAUGAAGCUAAAACUUGCAGAAAGCCGCCUCUGCUUUUAACUUCUGCUGUAUAUUAUUCUUCGAAAUUCACGUAUGGUGAGCCUCGAUCAUACCCAGUUGAAGCUAUAGUUAGAUAUGUGGAUUGGAUUAGUCCAAUGUGCUUUGAUUAUCAUGGGUCAUGGGAAAAUUUCACCGGGAUUCACUCUGCGCUAAGAGAUAUUGGUAAUGGUAAUUUGAGCACACACUUCGGAAUCGGGUCGUGGAUCGAAGCCGGUGUACUGCCCAGCCAGCUUGUCAUGGGGCUGCCGUUAUAUGGGCGGACAUGGAAGCUCCGGGACCCGUAUGUUAAUGGGAUCGGAGCGCCUGCGCUGGGCGUGGGGCCCGGAGAUGGUGCUUUCACGUAUCAUCAAAUACUUGAUUUCAACGAGGAGAAUAAUGCGACAGUAGUGUUUGAUGGCCAAACUGCGUCGUUUUAUUCCUAUGCUGGAGACUAUUGGAUCGGGUACGAUGAUGUCCAAUCGGUAAGGUUGAAGAUCCUGUUUGCCCGGUCUCGGCAGUUGGGUGGAUAUUUCUUUUGGGCCCUUGGCCAGGAUAAGGGCUGGACCAUCUCAAGCCUAGGUAAAGCUUUAGAAUCCCCAUCCUUUGUUAAAGUAUGUUAUUUCACGUGA